This is a messenger RNA of Equus caballus (horse), 2390 nucleotides long. It is a transcript of the gene CCN3, whose product is annotated as cellular communication network factor 3. The record is from RefSeq and is a predicted model, not a curated record. Gene Ontology annotation, cellular component: extracellular region; extracellular matrix. Gene Ontology annotation, biological process: signal transduction; cell adhesion. NCBI's taxonomy places the organism in Eukaryota, Metazoa, Chordata, Mammalia, Perissodactyla, Equidae. Gene Ontology annotation, molecular function: integrin binding; heparin binding.
GCGCGCUAUAAAACCUGCGCCGGUGGCGCUGGGGAGGACAGGCGUGCAGAGCCAAACUCCAGCGGAGGAAGUCUCGUUUUGUGAAAGCGGGAGGAAAAAGCCUGAGCAUGCAGAGUGCGCAGAGCAUGAGUCCCUGUCUGCCCAAGCGGUGCCUUUGCCUGGCUUUCCUGCUCCUCCAUCUCCUGGGACAGGUCGCUGCGACUCAGAGCUGCCCCACCCCGUGUCCGGCCCAGUGCUCCAAGACGCCGCCGACCUGCGCCCCUGGGGUGAGAGCGGUGCUGGACGACUGCUCCUGCUGUCUGGUGUGCGCCCGCCAGCGCGGCGAGAGCUGCUCCGAGAUGGAGCCGUGCGAGGAGAGCAACGGCCUCUUCUGCGACCGCAGAGCGGACCCCAGCGCCCAAACGGGCAUCUGCAUGGCGGUAGAAGGAGACAACUGUGUGUUCGAUGGGGUCAUUUACCAAAGCGGAGAGACCUUCCAGCCAAGCUGCAAAUACCAGUGCACCUGCAGAGACGGGCAGAUUGGCUGCAUACCCCGCUGUGAAGAGGACCUGCUGCUGCCCCAGCCUGACUGCCCGGCUCCCAGAAAAGUGGAAGUGCCCGGGGAGUGCUGUGAAAAGUGGAUCUGUGACUCAGCUGAGAAGGGAGACUUAGGGGACCUCCUCGCCCUUCCAGCCUACAGGACAGAAGCCACUGUAGGAGUUGCAGUCUCUGACUCCAGUGUCAACUGCAUUGAACAGACCACAGAAUGGAGUGCAUGUUCCAAGAGCUGUGGCAUGGGUUUUUCCACUCGGGUCACCAACAGGAAUCCACAGUGUGAGAUGGUGAAGCAGACUCGGCUGUGCAUGGUGCGGCCCUGUGAGCAAGAGCACAAGCAACCAACAGACAAGAAAGGGAAAAAGUGUCUCCGCACCACGAAGUCACUCAAAGCCAUCCACCUGCAGUUCAAGAACUGCACGAGCCUGCAUACCUAUAAGCCCAGGUUCUGUGGGGUUUGCAGUGAUGGCCGGUGCUGCACCCCCCACAACACCAAAACCAUCCAGGUGGAGUUCCAGUGCGCCCCAGGGCAAAUCAUCAAGAAACCAGUGAUGGUCAUCGGGACCUGCACCUGUCACAACAACUGUCCUCAUAACAACGAGGCCUUCCUCCAAGAGUUAAAGCCGAACACCAGCAGAGGGAAGAUGUAACCUGUAUCCCUCGAGAGGCACACCCACAGAGGCAAACUGUAGCUGCCCACCAUCAAAUGAAUAUAAGAAAAAUGAUGAAGAGUUAUUAUUUCACCCCUGAGUCCUAUGUAUUUUCUGUGGUCGUAUGAGGUCAGUUAUAUCUGUCUUUUUUUAAUGAAAGAUAUGAUUAACAGUAACCUUGGAAUCAAGGUAAGCUCAGGAUAGUGCUUAGGGAUGGCUGACUUUUCCGUGGUGUUUAUUCCAAAAGAAAAUCUCUACAAAUUUAAGAAAGCAGACAUAUGUUUUACUGUGUAGACUCUAGCGCAUUCCACCCAUCUUAUUUUGUUAUACACUUGUGCAAUUUCAAGAAAAUGACACUGUAACGAAUGACUCAGUGAAGUCCAGGAUCUUACUGAAGAUGUCAAAUAUUUCACCAUAUAUUGAGGUUUGACUUGAUUCUCUGUUGAGCUCUCUCUUUGUGGAGCUCAACUCUGAACUUCCAAGUCCGAGAUCUGAGGAAACAAAAAGCUCUCAACUUGAAAUCCAGAGGUUUCAAGAUUUAGUUUUCUGUUUAGUUAUUCACUAGGAAACUAGAGGUAUCUGCAGUAAUGGAGUUUGUUGAUUAAGUGGACUGGUGUCAUAAGCAUUUCAGACAGAUUGACUCCUUUCCAAUAGAAAGAAGCUGAACAGAAGACUCCCCCUAAUACGGAGAUGGCCAGACCCUCGCAGCCCUCAUCCUUUUGUACCUGCUGGAGGCCACUGGGGCUGGCUAGUUUUUUAAUUCAGAAGAAGCAGAGCAUAUCAGCAGAGAUCCUCUCAUCUUACUGAUAAGUAAACUGAGGCCCAAAGCACCCGAUGACAACCUUUGAUGACUUCCAAAUGUGCUUGUAGUGGAAUUUUAAAAAAGAAGGAUGGAAUCGACAUGACCGUGGUGGCAAGAGACGACAAAUUUUAUGGGACUCUAGGAUUAUUGUAGACAUGCCCAAAACUUAUCCUUGGGCCAUAAUUAUGCAAACUCACGAACAAGAUCUGCGUGUAUCUAAUUUGUCAGGCUAUCAGAUAGGCUGCAAACUUAAAUGUAUACAUUCUUCUAAUGUCACCAUAUGUGUUCAGCUUUUCUCCUUUAAUGUAUUUAUAUAAAUGUAAGUUAUACAUUUUUUAAAAUAUUCUUUUUACUUCUCUACUUGUCAGACAUCACUAAAUAAACAUGAUCUUAUCAAUGUGUGA